AUGGCUUCAUUCGCCCAGCUCCCCGAGGAGCUACGCCGUCUGCUGGAAACAGUAACCGCCCCAUUCGCUUCCACGGCAACAAAAUUCCUCGAAGCGAUUCCCAACCCAGAGCAGCACUUCGCACGUGCCUGCGAGAUUCUAAUCACGCUUACGACGGUCAAUGGACCCGGGGGUGUCAGUGGAGGAGGGCUGUCGGGUGGUGGUGGUGGCGGUGGUGGGGAUUGGAGACCAAUGGAGAAGAAUAUUGGGUUUCGGCUGAAUGCUACCUUCAUGCUGUACUGGCUGUACAAGGAGCAUGAUAUCCAUGUGAAUCCGUUCCGAAGCCACUUUUUGGAGACUUGUGAGGCGGAUAAGGGGAGAUAUGCGGCUGGGGAGAAGGAGAGCGCUGUUGAGAGGUUGAAGAGAGCGAGGUGUAAGAUGCUGUUGGCGAUAUUGGGCGGGGAGGGUAGUAAGCUAUCCGACCUCUCAGCCAAAGACUUUUACCACAACUUCGAACAGCUACGAGUCGGCGAAUCUGCCGACCUACGCACUUUCGCAGACGAAGACGAAUUCCCUCCGAUUUCCGCAUGGGCUCCUCGUCAAGAACAACAUCAACAUCAGCACCAUCAUCAUCAACAGCAGCAGCAACAGAGACAACAAGGUGGAGCGAAUGGAUAUCACGGAAACAGCAGACAAAGAGCCGCAGGGACCCCCUCACCAGCUCCCGUACAAAGAGGACAACCGGUAUUUGCCCAGAACUACCCUCCGAACCAUCCCUCUUCUUCCUCUUCUCCUCUUCCCUAUUCUUCCUCAAUUAGUAGUAGUGCCAACCGCAACCCCCAUACAGCAGCAGCAUUCGCAGAGGAAACCACCGCCGUACCGAAUGCUAUCUUAGCAAGAACAACAACAGCAGCAGCAGCAGCAGCAGCAGCAGAAGAUGUGUCGGUAGUUGAAGAUGCCCUCACAAGCGCCCAUAUCCGCAAUUUAAACGCCAGCGAGAGAAACAUGCUCCGCGCGAACAUUGAGACAGCAGCGAAAGUGUAUAAAGCCGAGGAUCCGGAGGCGUACCGAAGGAUGUUGGAUUUGAAUUUCGACAUCUUACAGUUGCUGACGGUGGAAAUAUUGAAGAACAAUAAUAAUAACGACCCACAACAACAACAAAAACAGCAACGAUUGCAACAGCAGGGGGGAAACAGUGUCAGCAAGAAGAAUAGCAGCGGUGGUGGUAGUAGUGGCGGUAGUAGGCAGUUACUACUAGACACCAUACUUCCAAGGUUAAACCUCGAAUUACGUUCCCUCGAUCUAAUAAACAACCUCGUCUACCGGCCAGCAAAGGAUGAACCACAAAAACACCCACCAAACACGUCCACCUUCGCCACUUCCCAGAACGAUUACACAAAACACCCCCCAAUCCUUACCGUAGAAGAACGAACUCGCCUUCUCCACGUGUUCACCUCGAACUGUAUCCGCCAAUUAGAAGUUUCCCCCUAUGGCGACAGCAUCGACGGGAUCCCUGCCAAUACAGCUCGCCGAACAAACCGGGGGCCAGAUGUGGGACGUAAAGUCAAGCUUGUUUGUAUGUUUAUUACUAAUCUUCUGACCAGGGAGAUUGUAAGUUCGCAGGAGAUGUAUUAUGAGAUGCAAGAUUUAUACAUGGGGUUUACGAAUUUUAAGGAGGCGAAGGAGUUGUGGACUAAUGCUACGGGUGGGAGAGGGGUUGGGGUUGGGAUUAUGGGAGUGUGA
This is a messenger RNA of Orbilia oligospora ATCC 24927, 1722 nucleotides long. RefSeq lists its product as uncharacterized. The coding region runs from base 1 to 1722 and encodes 573 amino acids. The transcript has 2 exons. The record is from RefSeq and is a predicted model, not a curated record. Gene Ontology annotation, cellular component: CCR4-NOT complex. Lineage: Eukaryota; Fungi; Ascomycota; Orbiliomycetes; Orbiliales; Orbiliaceae.